Sardina pilchardus (European sardine) is the source of this 2504-nucleotide messenger RNA. RefSeq lists its product as uncharacterized. NCBI's taxonomy places the organism in Eukaryota, Metazoa, Chordata, Actinopteri, Clupeiformes, Clupeidae. The record is from RefSeq and is a predicted model, not a curated record. The coding region runs from base 339 to 1229 and encodes 296 amino acids. The transcript has 7 exons.
UUGCUCCGGGUACGCCUCUGACUCUCGCACACAUACACACACUCGUCUCUCUCUCUGCAUCUCUCUCUCUCAUACACAAACACACACACACAAUUAUACUCAUGGUGUGGUUGGUACUACCGUGUUGUUGACUCCGGCUUUCUGGGUGCGCGUUGCCCGUUUCCAAAUAUAAACAUUGACCGCACCGCUCCGCUACAAGGAGGCGACUUUCUGGAGCUCGCAAACUGAACAGGGGUGAGAAAGCGCCCAAAGACUUCGAAAACUUUGACAGCCAGCAGUGCACAGCAGAGGAACAGCGAGAGGGAAGACGGAGUGACGGGCGGACAGCUACUUUGAGGAUGGAGGAGGAAUGCGCAGUCAAGCCAUCGGUGGCAGAGCUGGCUGGACGGUUCAAGGGUCAUCCUCUGCCAAUGCCCACAGCGCAUGACGAGAAACGGCCGAUCAGGAAAAUCCCUCCGUGCUCCUUGAACUUCCACAAGAAAGAUGGUGACAGCGAACCAGAGAGACCUGCGAUUCUCUCACCCACCCCAAAGGGCAAGUUGAAGAUCUCCCCUCUGUUUGAGAAGAUCCAGGCGAACCUGGCCUUGUCGCCCACCGCUUUGAGUCCAGACGUGAAGCUCCAGGGCUCACCGUUCGCCGCCCCCGCCGGACCCGGGUCCCCGUGCAGCCCUCUGCCCAUCAGCCCCACGCUGCGCCAGCCUCCGCCACAGACGCUUGCCAGCGAGGAGGAGGUGCCCGUCAGCUUUGAGCAGCCAGCAGAGGGCACGCCCCUGCCCAGCAUCAACAAGUGUCGUGCCCGUCUCUCCUUCAAGCGACGGCCACCCACCCGCCAGCACCGCAAGUCGGCCAGCGAGGGCCCGGAACUCUCCCCCACCGGUGUGCCCAACGGAGACGACGCCGACGUGUUCGACGCGCCCGCCGAGGGCCGCUCCUCCCCACAGCCCUCCGUCGUCAAGGAAGCCUCGGAGGAGGACGACGAAGGAGGAAAGGAUGCUGGCGAGGCCCAGGAGAAGGCCGCGUCUGGUGGGCAGGACACUGACCAGAAGGCCCCUGUGGAGACGGGUGCGGAGGUGCAGGCUGAGAAGCAGCAGCAGCAGGAGCAGGAGCAGGAGCUGGACCCUGAGGAGGUGGUGAUGGAGGAGAGCCCUCAGGCGGAGGAGGAAGCAGCUCGGACGAUAGAGGAGGAGGGCUCGUCUCCCGAGGGAGGGGACGACAGUGGAAAGAACUAGAACCAAAAACACUGGAGACUGAGGCAGACACACGAACGCCAAAAAAACUCGCCAUGCAUCGAGUGUGAAGCAAAAGAAAAACGAAGAAAGAAAAAAAUGCCAUGACAAUCUGGUGGCAGUAACUGAGGGGGGAUGCGUCACUCACCACAAACACAAAUGAAAGAAGACAUGAGUUGGUCUCGGUCAGACCGGAGAGACCGACUGUUGUUUUCUCUGUUUACCCUUUAUGUUGGACUGCCACGCUGUGUUCUUGUACUGCCCUUUAGAUGUUGCUAGGGAGGGGAGCGGGUGCCUCUCACAGUGAACAGGCCCAAGGCCACUGGGAGUGCUGCUCCCUUCAUGCAGGUCGGGCGCCCGAGAGAAGAAACUCUGCUGGGCAACUCAGUAAUAUUCUGAGCAAAACCAUUCUACGUGUAUCUCUUUAUCAGUGAAUUUGUUUGAUAAUAAUAAGGAUCACCAUUUUUUUUUUUUUUUUGCAAAAUGGCUUAAUUUACAUUUUUAAAUGCCUUUUUUUGAAAUGGGGUGGGGUGGGGUGGGGGGGUUAAGGUGUAAUAUGACGGGUUAUUUGGUCUCUGUUACAAAGAGGGUUUGUAUGGAAACUUAAUAUAUCAUUGACAGAAAGUGCAUAUGGGCUUCUGGGUUGUCUGUGACUUGAACAAAAACUAUAAUAUUACAAGAAAGUACUAUGGAACCGUGUAGGGGACAUGGGCAAAACAAUGUAUGCUUAAUAUUGUGUGAAUGAAAUAGGACCUCGUCCACACAGUUUCUGUCAUAUGUGCCCAUGAAAUACUACUUUUUGCACGUGGUUUCUUUAAUCUGUGCCCACCAAAUAGGGAUUCAUGUUUACCAUGUUUCUUUUACAAUUUGUUAUUUCAUCCCAGCCCAGUACACCAUGGCAGACCACUGGUCACUCAACUAGAUUGCCUCAAAUUGCAUCCCUAUCCAUUAUGAUUAGGCUGAUUUUUUUUUUUAUUGGAUGCCUGCAAGGAUCUGAUUGUUGAAAAUGAGGGAUGGAAAACAAAUUGUGCACACAAAUGAAAGAAAUCAUGCACACAAAUCCCUAUUUCGCCCCCAUGUCCCUCGCCAGGGUUCCAUAAAGUACUGUCCACGGCGGACGAUGUUUUCUCUACACUGUUUGCAGCUACUUUUGGGGAAAGGGGCUUUCCCUGUGAUUUAAGGACAUCAAAACAUUUUCAACUGCUACUGUAGAUUACUCUAUGACCUUGUAUUGUAAAUAUCCAAUCAAAUAAAGAGCUUGAUUUAUAUUUUACAUAA